Messenger RNA from Xylaria bambusicola, 2458 nucleotides. RefSeq lists its product as uncharacterized. The record is from RefSeq and is a predicted model, not a curated record. The transcript is spliced from 3 exons. Bases 412 to 2397 code for a protein of 661 amino acids. NCBI's taxonomy places the organism in Eukaryota, Fungi, Ascomycota, Sordariomycetes, Xylariales, Xylariaceae.
AGAGAGAGAGAGAGAGAGAGAGAGAGAGAGAAAGAAAGAAAAAAAAAAAAAAUAUCACCAGGCCAACAAACCAGGCCGGCCGAGCUUGUCCCUGACCGCUGACCGCCAGAGUGGGAAUUCAAGGUUUUUUUUUUUCUCAUUUAUCCUACAGACUCGCAUGCCAACGACAUUACCGGCCAACUGCCUCCUUUCUGCUCUCCCUCACCUCCAUUUUACCCCUCUACACCUGUCCCCAUUCCCACGAGAGAGUGCGCUCGUGUGGUUCACUUUGUAUCGCGGUAUACUUGUUGUAGUAUAAGCGCCAUUGAGCUUAUCGCUUGUCUUGUCACUGUGGCCACGCCUCGACUGACACCUCCUGCAAUCCACAGGGACAUCUCUUUGCAUAUCAAUUGACUCGUAGCCCGACCGACAAUGGGAAAUAUCCUGUCCACACUCUCAGGCGCCGAUCCACUAGCCAAGGACCAUUUGGACAAGAGGAUUGCCGAGCAGGACCAACGGGUCGCCACCCUCGAGGAAGAGGCCGAUGCUCUGCGGAAGAAGAUAGCUGAAUUGGAACGCGAGAACCAGCAGCAAGCCGACAAGCAUCAAGCCGAGGCCGCUGCCCGCGCUCUCGAGUCCGAUGGCGCCGCCAAAGAGCAGCUGAAGUCCCUCGAGGACAAGCUCGCCUCUCUCGAGCAGACCAAGGAGUCUCUUUCACAGGAGCUAGCUUCCGCUAAGAAGGAUCUCGACGGAUCCACGGAGAAUUACAGCUCACUCGCAGCUGAUCUCGUCGCCGUCAAGAAGGAAGUCGCUGCUGCGGCUGCUGCCCGUGAUGCCCUACAGGCCGAGCAGAGCAAGACUGCCGAGGAGCUAUCCUCCGCCACGAAGGCCCUCGAAGAGCAAAAAGCCGCCCUCGCCAAGUCACAGAGCGACAAGGAUCAAUUGCAGCAGUCGCAUGAUGCUCUGAAAAAGCAGUCCGACGAUCAGCUAUCCACCACCAACGCUAGCUUAGCCGAGGCGCAACAGUCAAAGUCCGACUUGGCACAGGCACAUGAGAAGCUGACUGCCGACCUCACUGCUACUCAAGAGAAGGCUGCGGAAUGGCAGGGCAAACAUGACGCCCUGAAGUCCACAUAUGAUGACUUGAUUGCCCGGUCAGGUGCCACCACGCAGGAGGUCGCAGAAUGGCAAGAGAAGCACCAGACCUUGCAAGCGACAUACGAAAAGCUUCAAUCUGAGUUAGAAGCCGCGAAAAAGCAGGUCGCUGACUCGGAAGCCAAGCAAAAGACGCUUCAAACAGACUACGACGCUGUCGUUGCCGAGCGUGACGCCACCAAGAAGGAGGUUACAGAGUGGCAAGAGAAGCACCAGGCAUUACAGACCAAAUAUGAUGGUCUUGCCAGUGAAUACGAGACUGCCAAAGGAACUGCAUCUGCUGACUUGGAGGCAGCCAAGAAGGAGUCUUCUGAAUGGCAGGAGAAGCAUGCCAGUGCUUCGAGCGAGCUAACCUCCGCCAAGAAAGAAUCAGCGGAAUGGCAAGACAAGCACACGGCCAUUUUGAGCGAGUUGGACGCUGCUAAGAAGGGGUCAUCUGAGUCGAAAGAGAAGCAUGACGCCUUGGUGGCAGAGUUGGACGCGGCCAAGAAAUCAUCUGCACAGCUCGAAGAAAAGCUGAAGUCUCUACAGAGUUCACAGGAUGAGUCGGCUAAGGAGUCCGACUCGUUGAAACAGGAGCUUGAGGCAGGCAAGAAGCAACAGCAGGAACUCCAGGAAAAGUACGAUUCUCUUGUUGCCAAACAAGUGGAGAAGUUGAAGAGCCACAAGGCAGAGUUACAGAAGGCCAACGAGGACAAGGCCAAGGCCGAAAAGGAUCUAGCCGAACUCCAGGACGGUAACAACAGCCUCAAAGCCGAGGUUGAAAAGACUUCUCAGCAAGUGACCGAACUCGAGACAAAGUUGAAGUCCGCCGAGGAGGAUAGCAGCAAGUUCAAGGCCCAGGUUGAUGAGAAGUCGGCCGAGGCCCAGAACGCUACCAAGCAGGUCAGCGAACUCGAGACUAAGCUCAAGAGUGCAGAAGAGGCAAGCGACAAGGCCAAGACGCAGGUUGACGAGCAGGCCAAGGAGAUUACUGGCCUUCGCGAGCAGAGUGAGGCGGCUGAGAAGAAGGCCACAGCGGCUGAGGAAGGUCUACAGACUGCGACCAAGGACAAGGCGGCUCUCGAAGCCAAGCUUGCGGAGCUAGAAGCUGACAUCAAGACAGCUCAAGAUUCCAAGUCAGAACUCCAGUCCAGCGUCGAUCGCCUCGAAAGCGAAAAGAAAGCUCUAGAGGAUGAGUUGAAGCAGGAGAAGGAAAAGACGAAGGAGAAUGAAAAGCCCAACGGUGUCGCGGCGGAAGCUGCCGAGGUGAAGGCAGAAUAAGGCGAACCAACAAUCAACAACCAAGAUUGCCUUGCCUUGCCUUGCCUGCCUUGCCUGCCUU